UUGAUCAAAUAAUCGUGCUUCUUCUUUUAAAAUAAGAGCAUUUAAAAGUCAGUGGUCAAUGGUGGUGAGUUAAACUGAGCCGGACUGCCGCCUGGGCCUCCCAUUGGUUACCCGAGUCCAUCCGGGUACUGGGCGCGAGCUGGCCUAUGAGACUAACGCUACCAAUAUGGCGGAGGUAAGGAGGAAAGCUGGAAAGAAGUGUCAGAUUUAAAAUCCGUCUAUUUGACAUUUUCGAGGGACGGGUUUUAAUUUAGUAGAAAUAGAUAAUGUAAAGCAAUUUCUGUUUGUUGCAACGGGUUGUUUUUCCCACUCACAGGGCUGGAAAAUAGACUAUAGAAAAGUGUAUUUAUAGAGGGAUGUAACAGGGCUCGACAGGCCUUUUUGCUACCGCGUCCCGUUAGCUAACGCUAGCUGUCCGCUCAGAGCCGCGGCAAAAACACGGCCGACAAAACUGCGCUCGCUAAUUAUUAUUAUUUUUAUUGAAAUACUCGAGCUAAAAAACCGUGGACCGAUUUAAUUGAAUUAAAUGAGAUGUUAUUUGCGUGUUAAGGAGCCGUUUGUUCGCUGUGCAUAUGUAGGAAUUGUGAAAUACGGCUAUAUUUCGUGCAGUAAAGCUUUGUUUAUGUUUUUUUCCCCCCGCAUCUCGGACAUAAGCAGGUUUGCUCCGUUAGCAAAAAAAAAAACAACAACAACAAAAAACACAGCGUAAAUGCUAAGACAUGCUUCCCGAUAGACGUUGUCAUUGUGCUAAAGUCGAAUGGCUUCCCUUGGGAGUUCAAGCCCUGUUGGCUCUCUGUCCUCGGAGGAUCAUGACUUUGACCCGACAGCAGAGAUGCUGGUUCAUGAGUAUGAUGAUGAGCAGACUUUAGAAGAGGAAGAGGCGCAGGAAGGAGACAGGAAUUUCAGCGCCGAACUGGCGGAUCUGGAGAAGGAAGGGAAUAUGCCUCUGGAGGAACUGUUGGCUAUCUAUCGUUAUGAACCAUCAGUCAGCACGGCUGCAGGGUCGAGCAUGGACAGCUCCUCUGGUGAACUGGCUGAUGACCUUCCGGACAUGACCCUGGAUAAGGAAGAGAUAGCCAAGGAUCUGCUGUCAGGAGACUAUGAGGAAGAGACGCAGUCUUCAGCUGAUGAUCUGACCCCUUCUGUUACCUCCCAUGAAGCCACUGACUUCUUCCCAAGAACACUCAGAUCCAACACUACUUAUGACGGUGAUAAGGAGUCUGAGGGAGAGGAGGAUGCUCUUAGUCCAGAGGAUUCAAGGAAGGAAAUAAUGGUUGGAUCCCAGUACCAAGCAGAGGUUCCUGGGGGCCUGAGCUUCUACUCUGAUGACAAGGUGUUUGAAGAGGAGGAUCAGUUGCUCUGGUGUCCUGACGUGUUGUCGGAGAGGAAGGUGGAGGACUACCUCAGAAAGGCGCUGUCUCAGACUGCAGACAGUAGCAUAGAGAGCUCUACAUGUGGAGGACACAUACGAGACAAUGAACAGGCUUUGUAUGAGCUUGUGAAAUGUAACUACAGUACAUCUGAGGCCCUAUCGCAAUACUGCAGUAAUCCGAAAUCCUCAAAAGAAUCGCCACCAUGGUCUGAAGAAGAGUGUAGAAAUUUUGAGCAUGCGCUACAGAUUUAUGAAAAGAACUUCCAUCUAAUUCAGAAAAACAAGGUUCCAACGAGGACGGUGGCAGAGUGUGUAGCCUUUUAUUACAUGUGGAAAAAGUCUGAACGUUUUGACUAUUUUGUUCAGCAGAACCGGUUCGGGAAAAAGAAAUAUAGCAUUUACCCUGGUGUGACAGACCUGAUGGACCGGUUAGUGGACGAGGCAGAGGGUCUGGCAGUGGAUGGCUCUUCGUCCAUGUGCUCAGGUGGAGCAGGAGGGAGGAUGGAGGUGUCUGCCGGACAGCAGCUCGGCCUUCUCAACACAAUCACUGCCAGUGACCUCACAGCUCUGAGUAACAGCGUGGCAUCCGUGUGCAGUCAGGCUGAUGUGAGCUGCUUAGACUCGUCUUACUUCCCCCCUCUGGAGACAUUCCACCGUGGAGCGCUGACUCACGAUGAGGCUACUCUGGGCUACGGAGCAAGUGGCGACGCCAGCUGCCUUGGUGUCCUCGACUCGGCUCUGUAUCGGUCGGAGCUCAGCGUGUGCAGUGGCAAGGAGUGCGAGCGUCCCUCCAAACGCCUCCGGAUGGGCCUCGCCGACUCGUUCAUCAACGACACACACCGCAUCACGGGAGCCAAGAUGGCCGUGUCGCUCACAGACUUCAGCAGCAUAGCGAGCGGAGAUGCAAGCGCUUUCAUCAGCUCACACUCACGCCAUCACCAACACACUGCACUGCAGUCUGACUGACCCCAACACACACACAUACACACACCUCCCAACCUGUACAGAUCCACCCACAGACUGAACCUUAGUUUCUUUUCUAAUUAUGUAUAAAUCUACUUUUUUUGUGUAAUAUGACAUCAGUGAUGUCUUUAUUGUACAGAGCUACGAAAUCUUGAUUUCUCAAGAGUUUAAAUAGCCAUUUAUUUUUCUGAUUCUUUAGAUAAUAACGCUAUAUCAGCAUCGAUUUACAGUUCAACAUAAAUGCUGGAGGUAGAGAGCUGUGACCGUUGCUCUCUUAUCGUAUACCCAUCCCUGUAACUGAAGCCUUCAGUUUCAAUUUCCCGUGAAAAAGAAUUGUUGCCAGAAAACUGCAUUGACUUCUUUUUGUUUUGUAUCUUUUGUCAUUUGUAAGUUUAUUUUUUAUUCUAAAUUGGUACUGUUUUUGAUGUUUACACAAGCUGAGAGACAGAGGUUCGGCAAAUGUAGCAUUUUGUAUAUCAGGAAACUUUUUUUUCCUCUUAAAAUUGGGGAUUUGCAGCAAAACCACAUAUCUAUUACAAUGAAGAGCACUUCUUAUGAGUUAGCAAAUUUUGGCUUCCAUGUUUCCUUUUUGUUUUUUUCUUUUUGUUUAUUUUACUUUUGCUCUGCGAAUGCAUGCCAUGUGUCCUGCCUGUGUUUUUACGAAGCGUCAGCGUGCCAUUGGAUGUUAAUGUUUUGUAUGAAGAGAAUUGUGUAUUUGUCCAGUUUGUUGGUAGCUGUGAUUGUUCUAGUUUGGCUGGUUGUAAGUGUAUUUAAGCUUUAAAAAUUCACCCUUCAGUGUGCAACUUCACAUAUCAUCAGGGUUUUUUUGGGUUUGUUUUUUUUUUCACACAUGAACCGCUUGCUUGGAAGAAUGAGUAUUGAGGGUGCCAAUAUUAUUUCCUCUCCUAAGACUUCCAGGAAAAAGGCAGCUGACAAUUGGUACACCUUAUAACUAGGAUGUGUGUUGAACGAUGAGUGAGCAGAUCCACCCCUGCUGGUUUACUCAGUCUGACUUGUUUUAUGAGUUUUGGCCCCUUUGGGAUUAGAAGAAGAAUGUGGAAGUGUCAUUUUGACUUCGACCUCUGUUGUGCCCUAAAAUGAAAAUUUAUGAACUCCACCCCCUCCCCCUCCCAAGUUUGGUGACAGUAUUAUAUUAUACAUUUUCUGUUGUGAAUAUGCUACGUCAGGUAGCCCCAAAGCUAUCGGGCUCGCUGGAGGUUUAACCUCGAGCUUAAAAGCUUAUGGAUUCUUACAGUACAGACACCAGUCUGCUAUUACGGGUCACUCGUGGUUUCUGUAAACCUAAUUAUAGUCGAUGCUUUGAAAGUUAGUGUGAUUAUUUCAGUUCUUCAGAAUCAGACAUGGCACCUGAUGUACUGAAGAUACUCAGAUGCUUUGUCUUAUUUGUUCAGCUUGCUGAGCUGUAAAAAGUUCCCCUUUCUGCCAUUCUUAUUCUGCCAUUUUUGUAUACUGUACGCACUGAGCAGGUGGGACUUGUAUCUCCAAACAAGUGCUUUUUUUUUGUUCUGUGCAUCCAGAAUACAAAAUACUGUUGAAUACUUUUAGCCCUGAACACAUUUUAGAGAACGGCUGAUGCAAAAUAUAUAUAUAAAUAAGGUUCUUGUUUAUUAUGGCAAUAACAUGUAGAUAUGUACAGAUUGUUUAAUUGUUGUAUUUCUUCUAAUAUUCCUUAAAGAUAUUAUGCUCU
Molecule: messenger RNA, 4043 nt
Organism: Ictalurus furcatus (blue catfish)
Lineage: Eukaryota; Metazoa; Chordata; Actinopteri; Siluriformes; Ictaluridae
Gene: mier3b
Product: mesoderm induction early response 1, family member 3 b
Exons: 13
Coding region: 758-2338 (526 amino acids)
Biological process (GO): negative regulation of transcription by RNA polymerase II
Cellular component (GO): nucleoplasm
Molecular function (GO): histone deacetylase binding; transcription corepressor activity
Source: RefSeq, a predicted model, not a curated record